Messenger RNA from Plasmodium gallinaceum, 789 nucleotides. RefSeq names its product conserved Plasmodium protein, unknown function. The record is from RefSeq and is a predicted model, not a curated record. Lineage: Eukaryota; Apicomplexa; Aconoidasida; Haemosporida; Plasmodiidae. The transcript is spliced from 4 exons. Bases 1 to 789 code for a protein of 262 amino acids.
AUGGAUUCAGAAUAUCAAGGUUUAUUAAAUAGCAAGGAAAGAGAAGAUGAAUCUAAUAGGGCACAUAUAGCUGAAAAAGUGGAAAAAGGGGGAGAAAAAAUUGAAAAUACUUUAAUGAAAUUAAAUGUGAGAUAUCAAACAUUAUUUUUUUCAUCUGGUGUUAUGACUGUUUUAAGUGGAACAAUAUCAUUACUAGAAUCUUUGAGAUAUUUUUAUUUUACUAAUUUUGUAGUCUCUACAUUUUUGAUAAUAAUGGGAUUAAUCAUGAUGAUUUUAGACAUUCCAGGAACACCAAGAUGGGCUGCUAAACAUAGAAUUUUGAUAAGAAAAUACAUCAAAUUCUUAACAAGAUUAACAGGAAAAUCUGUCUGGUUUUUUUUCUUAGGUUCCAUGUCAUGUUUAAAUUUAUGGCCACAUUCAAGAAAUGAAGGAUUUUUUAGGUCAUUUUUGGUGAUUUUAUUUAGCACUUUUAUUUUAGUUGUAUCUGUUGUUGGAUUUUUAAUAGCUUUAAGAAAAUCAUUACGAUUAGAAAAAUUGAAAAAAACGAUAAAGUUGGUUUCAAAAGGAGCUUAUAUUGAUUGCUAUAGAAAAUAUAGUGUAGCUGAUCCUGAUCAUGGAAUGCAAUUUGAAGAAUUUAAUAGGAUGUGUUCUGAUCAUACAAAUGGUUAUAUUUAUUUUGAUUUUUUAGAUUUAUUUAUUAUUUUUAAUGCAUUAGAUGAACAUCAAAAAUGUUCUAUAAAUGAAAGAGAAUUCUUAGAAUGGAUAAAUGGACCAGUAACUUAUUUAUGA